AUGGAAGGCUCUAGCAUCCAGGCUCUUCGCCUGCCCUUCAGGGCUCUGCUCCUCGGUAUUCUGCUCACGGUCAUCCUUGGCACGGUACACGGAGGCGUUUCGUCCGAUGAUAUCAACGACUGUGCAUCUCGCCCUUGCAAAAAUGGAGGUAUAUGUUCCGAUUUGGUAAACGACUACAAAUGCACAUGCAGAGCCGGAUUCUCUGGAAAAGACUGUGGUAUCAAUAUUGACGACUGCGCAUCUCAGCCAUGCCAAAAUGGAGGUAGUUGCUCAGAUCUGGUUAACGACUACAAAUGCAAAUGCGUAGUUGGCUUCGACGGAGAAGACUGUGGUAACAAUAUUGAUGACUGUGCAUCUCAGCCAUGCCAAAAUGGAGGUAGUUGCUCAGAUCUGGUUAACGACUACCAGUGUAAAUGCGUAGAAGGCUUCGAAGGAAAAGACUGUGAAAUCAAUAUCGAUGACUGCGCGUCUUCGCCGUGCAAAAAUGGAGGUGAAUGUUCUGAUUUGGUGAACGACUACCAGUGUAAAUGCGUAGUCGGCUUUGACGGAAAAGAUUGUGACACCAAUAUCGACGAAUGCGAAUCUUCUCCGUGCAAGAAUGGAGGUUUGUGUUUGGAUUUGGUUAACGACUACCAGUGUAACUGCGUAGUAGGCUUCGACGGAAAGAAUUGUGAAAUCAAUAUUGACGACUGUGCUUCUCAGCCCUGCAAGAAUGGAGGAGAAUGUUCUGAUUUGGUUAAUGACUACAAAUGUAAAUGUGUACAAGGCUUCGACGGAAAAAACUGUGAAAUCAAUAUUGACGACUGUGCAUCUCAGCCAUGCCAAAAUGGAGGUAGUUGCUCAGAUCUGGUUAACGACUACAAAUGCAAAUGCGUAGUUGGCUUCGACGGAAAAGACUGUGAUAACACAUCUCAGCCAUGCCAAAAUGGAGGUAGUUGCUCAGAUCUGGUUAACGACUACAAAUGCAAAUGCGUAGUUGGCUUCGACGGAAAAGACUGUGGUAACAAUAUUGAUGACUGUGCAUCUCAGCCAUGCCAAAAUGGAGGUAGUUGCUCAGAUCUGGUUAACGACUACAAAUGCAAAUGCGUAGUUGGCUUCAAAGGAAAGAGCUGUGAAAUCAAUGAGUAA
Molecule: messenger RNA, 1128 nt
Organism: Acanthaster planci (crown-of-thorns starfish)
Lineage: Eukaryota; Metazoa; Echinodermata; Asteroidea; Valvatida; Acanthasteridae
Biological process (GO): Notch signaling pathway
Molecular function (GO): Notch binding; calcium ion binding
Source: RefSeq, a predicted model, not a curated record